This is a messenger RNA of Arabidopsis lyrata subsp. lyrata, 1820 nucleotides long. RefSeq names its product protein ALP1-like. The transcript has a single exon. The coding region runs from base 155 to 1654 and encodes 499 amino acids. NCBI's taxonomy places the organism in Eukaryota, Viridiplantae, Streptophyta, Magnoliopsida, Brassicales, Brassicaceae. The record is from RefSeq and is a predicted model, not a curated record.
CUAAAGUCAACUUGCGUGUUCACACUCGUCCCACAAGUUUCGUCUUCUCAUCCCCAAAAAUCUCUUCAGAUUUCUUAUUUAUGAACCCUCAAAAAAAUUAACCUUCUCCUCCACUCCAAAUUCAAUAGACAAAACGUGAAACAACUCAACUUCGAUGAAAGCCGCCGUUUUUGGGAACGAAGACGGAGACGAGGAAGAAGAAGAAGAAGUCUGUAAUGUUUUCGACGGCGGCGAGGUAGAGUCUAAGAGAAACAACGAAACCAAAAACCUCAAGGGAUUUUUCACUUCUUUGCUUUUGAUGGAGGAGCACGAGAAGCAAGACCAGGAAGCUCGUAACGCUGCUUCUCGCCGUGAAAUGUCUGAUUUUCAAUCUAAUUACCGGAAAAGAGCGAGAACUAUGUCCGAUUACUACUCCGAUCUCAGCGAUUACUACGCUGAUGCUGAGGAAAGUGGAGAUAUCAAUCUGAAGAAGUCACGCGUCUCACGCGCCGUCGCUUCCGUUGCUGUUGCUGCUUCGGAGAUUGAGGCGGAGAGCAGUGAGAUAACCGGAUCCGGUUCGGUUCGCGGUACGGGUACCGGUUCGGGUCAGCAAAGGCGGUUAUGGGUUAAAGAUCGGAGCAGAGCUUGGUGGGAAGAGUGUAGCCGAUUGGAUUAUCCAGAAGAAGAUUUCAAAAAAGCGUUUAGAAUGUCGAAAUCGACGUUUGAGUUAAUCUGCGAUGAGCUUAAUUCAGCGGUUGCGAAAGAAGACACCGCGUUGAGAAACGCGAUUCCAGUGCGGCAGCGAGUCGCGGUUUGUAUAUGGAGAUUAGCCACUGGUGAGCCACUUCGUCUUGUCUCCAAGAAAUUUGGUUUAGGAAUCUCAACUUGCCACAAGCUUGUUCUUGAGGUAUGUAAAGCCAUUAAAGAUGUUUUAAUGCCUAAGUACCUUCAAUGGCCAGAUGAUGAAUCUCUUAGGAACAUUAGAGAACGAUUCGAAUCGAUUUCGGGUAUUCCAAACGUUGUUGGCUCUAUGUAUACUACUCACAUUCCGAUUAUAGCUCCUAAGAUUAGUGUAGCUGCUUAUUUCAAUAAGAGGCAUACUGAGAGGAACCAGAAGACUUCGUAUUCCAUUACAAUUCAAGCCGUUGUGAAUCCGAAAGGGGUUUUUACUGACUUGUGCAUUGGAUGGCCCGGGUCAAUGCCGGAUGAUCAGGUGUUAGAGAAGUCAUUGUUGUACCAGAGAGCUAACAAUGGAGGUUUGUUGAAGGGGAUGUGGGUCGCUGGUGGACCCGGUCACCCGCUAUUGGACUGGGUUUUGGUUCCAUAUACGCAACAGAACUUGACAUGGACGCAGCACGCGUUCAAUGAGAAGAUGAGUGAAGUGCAGAGAGUGGCUAAGGAUGCGUUUGGGAGGUUGAAAGGGCGGUGGGCUUGCCUGCAGAAACGGACUGAAGUGAAGCUGCAGGAUUUGCCUACGGUUUUGGGUGCUUGUUGUGUUCUUCACAACAUAUGUGAGAUGAGAGAGGAGAAGAUGGAUCCAGAGCUGAUGGUUGAAGUGAUUGAUGAUGAGGUUUUGCCUGAAAACGCUUUGAGAUCGGUUAAUGCGAUGAAGGCAAGAGAUACUAUCUCACAUAAUCUAUUACAUCACGGCCUGGCGGGUACUUCUUUCCUAUAGAGGAUAAUGGAAAUGUUCUUUUAGUUUCUUUCUAUAUGAUAAAAACUAAACUUACUUUGAUUCUUUGGUUUAUGCAUAAUGUAUGAUUGUACCUUUAGACCACAGAUGUUAUAUGAGGCAAUAGAAGAAACUUAAAUUAUAUAUACAUACUACACAUUUAUCUCCA